This is a messenger RNA of Myripristis murdjan (pinecone soldierfish), 3189 nucleotides long. It is a transcript of the gene spns1, whose product is annotated as SPNS lysolipid transporter 1, lysophospholipid. Gene Ontology annotation, biological process: transmembrane transport. The transcript is spliced from 13 exons. Gene Ontology annotation, cellular component: membrane. The coding region runs from base 239 to 1759 and encodes 506 amino acids. Gene Ontology annotation, molecular function: transmembrane transporter activity. The record is from RefSeq and is a predicted model, not a curated record. NCBI's taxonomy places the organism in Eukaryota, Metazoa, Chordata, Actinopteri, Holocentriformes, Holocentridae.
UAAAUCCAACAUGGCGGCAGCGCCGAAAGGAGGGCAUAUAUACAGUUCACUACAUUAAACAAAGCACUUUUUAUACGUAUAAUGACCGGCAAGUGUUAUGUGGAAACGUUUUUAGGAAACAACAUCGUCAUGGGUUUUUAAUAGAGGUCAAAACACUGCGUGACAACGACACUGGAUUUAGAAAGGCGACAGAAAGUCUACGAAGCGCCCGUCCUGACUCAUCCUCCAAGCAGCGGCCAUGUCUGUGGGAGAGCCCACCUCGGACUCUGCGCCCUUCUUCUCCGAUGACAGCGAGGCGGAGGGUACAGAGGAGCUGGACGGGGCGCCGGGCCAGCGGCCGGACGACCUGUCGCCCAGCGGAGUGUCCAGAGUCAGAUCGGUGCUGACCGUCAGCAUCCUCUGCUACAUCAACCUCCUCAACUACAUGGACAGGUUCACUGUGGCUGGUGUUCUUCCUGACAUUGAGCGGUAUUUCAGGAUUGACGAUGGGAAAUCCGGCUUGCUCCAAACAGUUUUCAUUUGCAGUUACAUGUUCCUGGCUCCGUUUUUCGGCUACUUGGGCGACAGGUACAACAGGAAGCUGAUCAUGAGUGUUGGUAUCAGCUUCUGGUCUCUGGUGACACUCGCCAGCUCCUACACCCCGAAGGAAUAUUUCUGGGCUCUGCUGUUGACGCGCGGCCUGGUCGGCGUCGGGGAGGCCAGCUACUCCACCAUCGCUCCCACCAUCAUCGCUGACCUGUACGUCAAGGAGAAGAGGACCCAGAUGCUCUCCAUCUUCUACUUUGCCAUCCCAGUCGGCAGCGGUCUCGGCUACAUCGUGGGGUCGAAGGUGGAUUACGCAGCAAAGGACUGGCACUGGGCGCUGCGGGUAACUCCCGGCUUGGGGCUGAUCGCCGUGGUCCUGCUGCUGCUGGUGGUCCAGGAGCCCAAGAGAGGAGCGGUGGAGGCCCGACCCGAGCAUCACCUCCACCAGACCAGCUGGGUGGCCGACGUCAAGGCCCUGAGCAAGAACCGCAGCUUCGUGUUGUCCACCUUCGGCUUCACGGCGGUGGCCUUCGUCACCGGCUCUCUGGCGCUCUGGGCUCCGGCUUUCCUCUUCAGAGCCGCCGUCUUCACCGGGGAGAAAUCUCCCUGUGUGCAGGAACCGUGCGACACUUCGGACAGUCUCUACUUUGGCAUCAUCACCUGUGUGACGGGCGUGCUGGGCGUGGCCAGCGGCGUGGAGGCCAGCCGGCGGCUGAGGAAGAGGACGCCCAGGGCCGACCCCCUGGUCUGCGCCACCGGCCUGCUCCUCUCAGCGCCCUUCCUCUACCUGGCCAUCGUCUUCGCCCAGGCCAGCACCAUCGCCACCUAUGUCUUCAUUUUCCUGGGUGAGACCUUCCUGUCGAUGAACUGGGCGAUAGUGGCUGACAUUCUGCUGUACGUGGUGGUUCCCACUCGCCGCUCCACAGCCGAGGCUUUCCAGAUCGUUCUCUCUCACCUGCUUGGAGACGCAGGAAGUCCGUACCUCAUUGGAGUGGUGUCUGACUCCCUGAGGAAGACCGACUCGUACCUCUGGCAGUUCCGCUCGCUGCAGCUCUCGUUGCUGCUCUGCGCCUUCGUGGCGGUGGGGGGCGGAGCUUUCUUCCUGGCCACCGCCCUCUUCAUCGAAGGUGACCGUCAUCGCGCCGAGAACUACGCCCCUUCAGAUGAUGAACCGAUCGCUGUGCCCAAAAGCGGCCGAACCGCCCGGGUGCCAGUUUCCAGUGUUCUGAUUUGACGAGAGAAUCGUGAUGUCACCGCUUCCUGUGGGAGCGCCGCAUCCUGACGGGGCCCCUGCGUUCAGCACGGCCCGAGACGCAGCUGUAUUUUUAGGACUGUGGACAGACUGUUCUUUUUUUUUUUUUUUUUUUUUUUUGUCCCCACGCAGAGGAAUUGUCAAAUAAUUUAUUUUUAAUAUGUUGCCACUGUUGCUUUUUAUAACCUUCCUCUGCCCGGGGAUCUGCCGGCAUUUCAGGAGAAAAGUGUUUAACAUCUCCACGCAUUCUGGUGGACUUUUGUUUUUUGUUUGUCUUCCCUCCCCCGCCCGUUUCAAAUGUGCUUACAAGGGGCUGAUGGGAAUUGUAUGCACAGCAGGUGAGAAGUUGAAAGUGAACACUAGAGACUUUGCGAGGAGAAGCCACGUGUUGUGAAGUUACAGGAGCUCAAUUCAGCACGAGAACACACACACACACACACAGCAGUACAGCCUCAUCAUCAUGAUCUCCAAACAUAAAAAAAAAAACACUUUUCACGUCCCGAGACGCACGCCAAGUUAACCUUUCAGUCAGUCCCAUUUCAAAUGAAUGAACAAGAGGACGGUCUACAUCAUCAUGAGCUUAAGCAUGUACCCAAAGAAGGUCAAUGCACAGUUUGACUUUUAUAUAGAAAAAAAAAAAACCUAAUUAAUCUCUUAUCAUAACCAAGUUAUUGUAUAUUUUGAAUCAGUCUUUUACAGAAACACUAUUCGAGUUGCAGUUUUGUUCAUGCUGGGUGGAAACGACCCAGCAGCCGAGUUUGACUCUAAGAGUGAACAGCAGAAUCCAAGUCUAUCUGUCCGAUUUCGGGAAGGGAAUCCUCUUACCUCGGUUUGGUUUUUAUUUACCCGUUUGUCUUUUUACUUGCAUGGCCGCUGUUUUUAUCCAACUGCUCUUUUUUUUUUUUUUUUUUUUUUUUUUUUUUUUUUUUUUUUUAAAUGUCUCUUCAGCGGUAUUUGGGUCGGACACAACAGGUGGGAAUGUUUCAGGUGUUUUGAAGAGGAAUAGAAGCGCUUGGUUUACGUCCGUCUUGUGGACAGAGUUGGACCAGCCAUGCCUUAAGCACUUCAAAGCUUUGAAACCCUUUUGCAAACUGUUUUUUUUUUUUUUUUUUUUUUUUCCCCUCUGCUCUGUUUGGCUUUUCUUUUCCGGGCUGGAGGUAACGUCACCACCAGAAAGCUAAAUCUGGUUUGACUGUCAGAGGGGAAACUAGUUAGACUUUUUCCCCAGUGAGGACAGUUACCGAACAUCCCGGAAAAAAACCUCCUGUAUUAUAACGGUUAUAAAAAAAAAAAAAAAAAAAAAACUUUUAAAUGAUUGUUAGUAAUGAAACUCGUUUGUUAACCUCUGAACAUUUUAGCUAAUCUUGUUUUCUUUUUUUUUUUGUGAACCAUUAAACGAUGAGAAUUGAACC